AUGCGAGAACUUGGUCGAAUGUUCCGCACAUACUGCCACAAACAACAUUCCCUCUGGCCCCAAUAUGUACCUUACAUAGAGUGGACAUUAAAUAACAUUCGCCACGAAUCGACGCAUCACACCCCCUCUGCCCUCUUCCUUCAAAACAAUCAACAUAAUCCCAUCACUCAAUUUAUACAAUUCCCUCAUGAAAAUUACCCUGUAGAUUUCAACAAACAGUUAAUAUUAGCACAAGAAGUACAACUCUCAAAAUCUGAAUACCGUAAGAAAUAUCACCAAGAACGUCUCAACCCCACCUUUUUCAAAAUAAAUGAUCUAGUCUUAGUCCGAACACAUAAACUCAGUAAUAAAAUCGACAAAAAAAUAUCUAAAUUUUUCUUAUUAUACGAUGGUCCCUUUAAAGUAAAAAAUUUCAAAAAAGUCAACGCCUAUGAGUUAGUUAACCCAGAUGAUGAUACGCCCCAUGGUACAUACAAUGUCAAUCAACUUAAACCAUACAUACCCCCAGUAAUUUAA
Acyrthosiphon pisum (pea aphid) is the source of this 516-nucleotide messenger RNA. RefSeq lists its product as uncharacterized. The transcript has a single exon. The record is from RefSeq and is a predicted model, not a curated record. Lineage: Eukaryota; Metazoa; Arthropoda; Insecta; Hemiptera; Aphididae. Gene Ontology annotation, molecular function: nucleic acid binding. The coding region runs from base 1 to 516 and encodes 171 amino acids.